This is a messenger RNA of Pyricularia grisea, 2460 nucleotides long. RefSeq lists its product as uncharacterized. The transcript is spliced from 2 exons. The coding region runs from base 1 to 2460 and encodes 819 amino acids. The record is from RefSeq and is a predicted model, not a curated record. NCBI's taxonomy places the organism in Eukaryota, Fungi, Ascomycota, Sordariomycetes, Magnaporthales, Pyriculariaceae. Gene Ontology annotation, biological process: carbohydrate metabolic process.
AUGGCUGCCGGUCACUGUGAGGACAGAACCUGGAUGUGGCACCCUGCCUUUUCCGAAGACAGAGCAGACACAGCCGGAUUGUUUGUCCAUUUUCGGCAAACCGUCCACAUUGACUCCCAAGAGAAGCUGCCGUCGUCUCUACCCCUGCACAUCACGGCCGACACGCGCUACAAGCUUUACGUAAACGGGCAUCUAGUCACAUUUGGGCCCGUCAAGGGUGACUCUUGCAUGUGGUUUUACGAUGAGGUUGACAUUGCGCCCUUUCUCGUGUCGGGCCCGAACCGGAUACUGGUCGUCGUGCUUCGUUUCUUCCACAGCACGCGCCACGCCAUAUCCUUUCCUCGACUGCCCGUUGGUGGCUUGAGGCUCGUCGUGCCUGGCCAUGAAGAGGGCGACUGGGCUGAGAGGCUCGCCAGCAGUACUUGUUGGGAGUCGGCCAUCGAUCCCGACACUACACUUCCGGUGAAUGAGGCCGAGGACCACUUUCUGCACAUCUACGAACACAUAGCCCGUCGCAGGUCAGGCAGCUGGGACUGGGUCCCGGCGAAACUGCACGAGUUCCAAACAUCUACGGGGAAUUCCGCCCCCUGGCCUUUGGUCCCUAGGAUGAUACCACCGCAAGCCCGGGAGACGGUCACCUUCAGCCACCUGCACAAUUUGCGGAGUGACAUCAACAAGUCGUCAUGGGAGAGUGUUUUGCUCAAGGAAGGAGGAGAGGCCCUCGAAUUACCCGCCGGCUCCGAACACCAGCUGGACCUCGAGAUGGCGGCCCACACCACGGCAUUUAUCAGAUACUGCUUUACUAGGCCCAGAGCAGAAGGAAGUUCUUUGCGAAUCACCUAUUCGGAGAGUUAUGAAGAUACACCCAAGCUCGUUCCCUACCUGCGCCGGAAGGGUAACCGAAGGGACACGAGUAAGAAUAUCUUUGGGCCCUCGGAUACGUACUUCUUUCAAGGGAGCGAAUGUGAGCAGCCACAGGACGAAGACGAGGAAGUGUUCUCACCCUUCCACUUCCGUACCUUCCGCUUCAUUCGAGUGAAUAUUCAGGUUGGGACCUCUCCGCUGUCGGUCCGACGACUCGAGGUCGAGUCGGUCAACUAUCCCCUCGACGUCAAGGCCAGGGUAGAAUGCUCUGGAGAUGCCGCCAAGCUCUGGGAGACCAGCAUCCGCACGCUAAGAAACUGCAUGCAUGACUGUUACGAGGACUGUCCAUUCUACGAGCAGCUGCAGUAUGCCAUGGAUACGCGUAGCUCUAUCUUAUUCACGUAUCGACUGACAGGCGACGACCGGCUUGCCCGCCAGGCCAUCCUGCAGCUGCAUAACUCGUUCCAGCCGACCACGGGUCUGACGGCGAGCCGGUCGCCGUCGCACGUGCCACAGCUCAUCCCCAACUUUUCCCUCUUUUGGAUUUGCAUGGUGGCCGACCACUACGAGCAAGACGGCGACGUGGCAUUCCUCCGGCGUUUUCCGCCCGUCAUCGACGCCGUGCUCGCGUAUUUCGGCUCGAGGGUCGGCUCUCUCGGCCUCGUCGUAAACGAGGAGAGGCCGGGCAUCUGGAACUUCACCGAUUGGGCGGACCAGUGGCGACCCUACGGUAUCCCUCCCCUCGCCCAGCGCACAGGCAUCUCGACAUAUACCAACUGUCUUUACGCCUACGCCCUCCGGCACGCGGCCACGGUCGUUACCGCCACCGGCCGCGACUCGCUAGCCCGGGAGUAUCUCGACCGCGCUGACGCCAUAAUCGCCGCCGUGAGGGAACACUGCUUCGACGGCAGCUUCUUCUCCGACGGCGUAGCCGCACAGGCGGAUGAAAUGAUCGACUACAGCGAAAUGGCGCAGACUUGGGCGGUGCUGAGCGGCGCCGUACGCGACGACGAGGCCCAGCACCUAAUGCGCCGGACCCUGGACCCAUCCCCGUUGUCCGCUGGCAGGCCACUGGUCGGCAGCUCCGUGUCCGCGUCGUUUUACACGCUGCGGGCGCUCGGCGCGGCCGGCGGUGCGGUGUACAACGACCUGUUCCACCGCUUCUGGCAGCCGUGGCGUGCACAGUUGGCCCUCAAUGUGACGACGUGGGAGGAGGACCAGGUCUCGCAGAGGUCCGACUGCCACGCAUGGGGCAGCGCGCCAAUCUACGAAUUCACCGCCGAAGUCGCGGGUGUGCGGCCGGGCGGCCCGGGAUGGUCGUCGGUCGUGUUCGCCCCGAGACUCGCGCUUUAUACAAACUUCAGAUCGAGUUGCCCCAUGCGCAUGGUGGACGGAGGGCUGACCGGGGUCGCGCAUGUGUCUUGGGCCCAGAGGCAAGGAGGAGACACCGAGGUGUCUCUCAGGUUUGACCCAAAGCCACCCAGGGCCGUCGCUGUUCACGUCCGGCUGCCGGGGAAUGAGGAUCGCAUGGUUGACACGACUUCAUGUCAACGUGCGUUCCUGUCCCAUUCUUCAACCCUUGCUCUGGUGGGAUAG